CUCAAUUGAUGGGCGUACAGAGCUGAGCAGUGCUGCCUGCUGGGAUGCCGUCGCUGUUACCGGGAGAGGUAGAGCGUCAGUAGAGCCACGGACAACCAGAAACAAAACACAGCAGCGCACCGAUUGACCCCUUCCCGGACCCGUUUUGACUAUCUACCGGGCGGCUACCGGAGGAUGUUUGAGCCAGGAUGCUGCGCUUCCCUGUGAAGAAGAUCCGGAAGCAGUUCAAGCUCCUGCUGCUGCUGGUACUGCUCACCUCCGCCGUGUGGUUCACCUACCUGCACAUCAACCAGGGCAAGACCAUCAAACUUCACUUUAACUACGGAAAAGAUGGAGAGAGACAGACGGAGGGGACGGACGCCAGCCGUAAGAGGGACACUCGCUCUUCAGCCGGCCACCACAAGAGUGAGGACACCAGCGACAGCAGGGAGGACGAGGCUGCAGAUGAUGAGCCGAUCACAGGAGGGGCCCGAGGCAGAGACCAUACCCGCAUCCGGAAGUUCCUCAGCCAGCGGCACAAGAAAAUGCCAUGGAAACCGGAGUAUAAGGGCCAGGCCAACCUGCAUGUGUUCGAGGACUGGUGUGGCUCCUCUACAGCCCAACUCAGAAAGAACCUGCACUUUCCUCACUACCCUCAUACCAGAACCACACUGAAGAAGCUGGCAGUUGCUCCGAAGUGGAAGAACUAUGGCCUGAGAAUAUUUGGCUUCCUUCACCCUUACAGAGACGGUGAUUUCCAGUUCUCGGUGUCGUCUGAUGAUAACUCUGAGUUCUGGCUGAGUCCUGAUGAGAGCCCUCUCAACGCCAGACUGCUGGUCUAUGUAGGACAGCUGGGUACAGAGUGGACCGCUCCGGGCGAGUUCAGCAAGUUCAGGUCCCAGUCCUCCAAGUCUGUGCACCUAAUCUCAUCCAGACGAUAUUACUUUGAGAUCCUCCACAAGCAGGAUGACAAGGGCUCGGAUCACGUGGAGGUUGGGUGGCGACCGUUCCUCCCUGGUCUGAAGUAUGAAGUGAUAGACUCUGCCUACAUCUCCCUGUACACAGACGAGUCCAAUCUGAAGAUGAACAGCGUGGACCACGUCCCCCAGACCUUGGCCAGUCACAUCCGUCUCCCAGAGGAGGCUCACCCCCAGGGUCUGGAGGGAGGCAGCAUCGUGCAGCACGGAGCGGACAUGCUGAAGCCGGACCCCAGGGACACCUUCUACAGCACUCCUAUGAUCGACCCCUCCCGACUGGAAAACGUUCUUCCAGCCUGUCUCUACUCUCCAACAUAUGUAGUCAAAGAUUUCCCCAUCGCCAGAUACCAGGGCCUGCAAUUUGUCUAUCUGUCCUUCGUGUACCCCAAUGACUUCACACGUCUCACCCACAUGGAGAGAGAGAACAAGUGUUUCUACAGAGAGUCCCCUAUCUACUUGGAGAAGUUUGGUUUCUACAAAUAUAUGAAGAUGGAUGAGGAGGAAGAUGACAGACCGUUCUUUUUCCCCAACCCAGAUGAUUUCCUCGACGAAGAGGAAGUGGUAGACGUAGAGGACGAGGCAGAGAUCGUUGGCACGCAGUCGCCCAAGAAGCCCUCUCAUGCGAGCCAGUCGAGCCACACCUCCAACCCCUCGCAUCAGCACUCAAAGUCUGCGCCAACGCCAGCUGGCAGAGAAGGGGAAGAAGAGGAGGAGGACCCUGAGGAGGAGGAGGAGGAGGAGGAGGAGGGAGUAGUCAAAAGUAUCAUACGCCGCAGAGAACGCAGACACUUUCCUCACAGAGAUGGACAGAUGGGUAGGGAUCUGGAUUGGGGAAGAGAUCAUACAAAUGUGAGACAGGACACCAGGAAGGAACUUGAAGAGCCCCAAACCAGGGGGCUUCAGCCUGACAUGGACAGUGUUGUCCGGGCUCGCACCCUGUCUUGGAUCCGCACUGGUCCUGCAGAGUUGAGCCCUGGCAGAAAAGGAGGAACAGGUGGUGGAGGGGAGAAGGGAGCUGAGACUCUGCCGAAACUGAGCAAGUCUUCACUCCUUUUCCCCCAAAAGUCCUCCCUCUCCGCCCUUGCCAGCCGAGCCAAGCUGAUACUCAGCAACUCCGCCCACAGUAACAACCGCCAUGAUAACAACAACAAGCUUGCUGGAAAGAAGAAGGAGAAGAGGGAGGAGAACAAGAUCUACAUCACCAGGCCUCGCCCUGCCAAGGAGCGGGAGAAGGAGAGGGAGAGGGAGCAGCGUCGAGAGAGGAGGGAGGAGAGGGCAUCUCGCCACCCUAGAGAGGUGUUCCCGGGGGUCUUUCUGUACCAAACUGGGAAGACGACAAGGCUGGUCAACCGGGGAGCCAAAGAACAUGUUGGGAGACAGAAGGGCAGAAGUCUUGUUAAUGCCCCUCAGCUCUGGCCCAACCCCCCAACAAAAGAGGGUAAGUCAUCUCCUCACAAUGGAAGCAUCAACACACAGAAUGAAAGUGUACAGAAGUCUGCCCACAGGGCAGCGGGGGCAAAGCAACCAAUGAAAAGCAAGAGGAAAGGAGAUCACCGGAAUUUAAAGACUACUGAUGCACCCAGCAAAGGGGACCCACUAACCCUACAAUCUCAUCAUCAAGACCUCACUCUAGUUACCCAGCAAAGGCUAAAUUCCACAGAAAACAUGCUCAAAGGUCAAACACGGGUCACCUCCUACCUCAGGACCUCCGAGAUCACAGAGUCCCAGCAGCAGCCAGACCCGGUCCCUAACCCGGCAGAACUCGGCCAGGAUACAAACCGCUCUAAUGCCGAGCCCGACCCUGAUCCCGAGCCAGAACCAGAGGAGGGCGAGUUGUCGGACUACAGCUACGAGGAGGUCGAGGCUCGGCCAGGUUGGGCAGAGGAGAGCAUCAACUGGCAGAGGACCUUCUCAGUCAAUCCGAUGGACUUUGAGCUGCUGCGCUCUGACUGGAAUGACCUGCGCUGCAAUGUGUCUGGCAAUCUCCAGCUGGCAGAGAGUGAGGUGGUGGACGUGCUGGCGCAGUACAUGGAGAAACUCAACGAACGCAACGGAGGGAUCUACACCCUGCUGCGAAUCGUCAACGUUGAGAAGCGGCGCGACUCGGCGAGAGGGAACCGUUACCUCGUGGAGCUGGAGCUAAUGGAGAGAGGCCGCAGCGUGGUGCGUCUGUCAGAAUACAUUUAUCUGCUGCUCCACCGCAGCAGGCAAGGAGAGGAAAGUCUAGAGAACACUGACUUUGCCCCGGCCUCUGCACCAGCUUCGGCCCCAUCCGCUGCCACAUCCAGCCUCACCACCCCACCGCCCCCUCCCUCCACCAGGCCCCCCGCCCGGCCCGGAGCGACCCCCUGGAGCACCGCCUAUGCUAAGCCUCUGCUCUGCCAGCCGGUCAUGCUGCAGUGGAGGAGAGAUGUCAUGGUGCACUUUGUGGUGCCAGUGAAAAACCAGGCUCGCUGGGUACAGCAGUUUAUCUCUGACAUGGAGAAUCUUCAUCGCCAGACAAAAGAUGACAAUUUCAGCAUCAUCAUCGUCGACUUUGAGAGUGAAGACAUGGACGUGGAGCAGGCACUGAGAGAGAGCAGUGUGCCAAGAUAUGAGUAUCUGAGGAGAGAAGGGAACUUUGAGCGCUCAGCAGGACUGCAGAUCGGAGUGGACACUAUUGAGGAUGGUCACAGCAUUGUGUUCCUGUGUGAUCUGCACAUCCACUUCCCCCUCAACAUCUUGGAAAGCAUCAGGAAGCACUGUGUGGAGGGGCGCCUUGCUUUCGCUCCCAUCGUCAUGAGACUCAGCUGCGGCAGUUCGCCACAGGAGCCUGAUGGUUACUGGGAGGUGAACGGCUUCGGCUUGUUUGGAAUCUACAAGUCUGAUUUCGAUAAGAUUGGCGGGAUGAACACAGAGGAAUUCAAAGACCGCUGGGGUGGAGAGGACUGGGAGCUGCUGGACAGGGUAUUGCAGAAUGGUUUGGAGGUAGAGAGACUACGCUUGAGGAACUUCUUUCACUACUACCACUCCAAGCGAGGCAUGUGGAACGCCCAAAACAAGAAAACACCUAAGGGAUAGCGCCCCCUGCUGGUCAGAGGAUUCUGAACCUACCUGCAGAUCCACUGUGUGUGUGAGAGAGAGACCUGUAGGAGCUCGCUCACUGCCUGAACUCUGCCUUUAUUUGAAACAGGCUCCUUUCAGGAACGCCUUUGUUUCACCAUCGGCCCCUCUCGUAUGCUUGUCUGUAUGAAGAGUCCAAAUCUGAACUUUACAAGCGAGCCGUUUACGCAGACAGCCCUGAGUCAUCACUUUGCCUCACUGACUCAACUACUGUACAGAGAGAAGAGAGUUAUUUUUGUUCUCCUUCUCUCUGUCCUUUUUUUGGUGCAAUGUUUUCAGACAGACUGGAAAGCAGCUGUUUUUGUGUGUUUGUGUGUAUGCUUGGGUAUGUACAUAUAUAAGUGUGUGUGGGUGUGUUGCCGCUUGAGUGAGCUUAUGAUGAGAGGAAGCACCUUUUUUCUAACAAGGAGAUGUGAAGACAACCUAAGAUCUUUUUUUCUAACACGCUCUCACGUGGGAGCCUAAUAGAAUGUGUGUCAACAUGUUGUUCAGAUAGAUCCACACAUGGUGGCGUAGAUCGAGUAGAGGAACUCUGUCUUUGGUAAAACCAGUAAUUCUAAAUACAUCAACUACUACCUGUUGGAUAUCAUUAACCAGUAUGAGGUGCUGACGUUCUCCUGAUAUUAUGAAACAAAGAAAGUUUUUGAAUCAGAAAAGCCCUUUUCCAAACAGAUACUGACAGAUAUGUCAUCUUUAUAUCUCUUUCUGUCCCUCUCUCUCCCUCUGUAUCUUUUUUAUCUUCAUCUCGUUUCUUAUCUGUCUGUUUCAAUGUCAAGAAAAUUUGUUUUUGUAUCUGUUGAAACAUUUUACGUACUCCACCCAUAUUAAUGCUAGCUAUCAGAUAUGACUUGAUUAAUUUUGUUUCAUUAACUGUUUGUUCUGCUGUUAAAGGGGUUUUUCAUUGUCCUGUCCUGAGUAAGGAUGCACUAAUAUUUGGGGUGCUAUUUCCUGUUCUAAAACACAGUUUACACCGUUUAACUCUACUGACGGUAUCCUUCAUUCCCUCCACAUCUCUUAACUUAUUAUUGUCAACUGGAACAUAACACUGUAACAAGGGGGAGGCAGACAACAUUUUUCUGGCAUUUGAUUUAAUGUCGUCACUUUGUAUUAAGCAUUUUCAGAGUUUAGAGUUGCAUUUCGAAUAUUUGAGUUUGAGGGAUUGAAACUCUAUCUCUGGAAUUAAAAUACCACCAAGACAGGGAAUGCUUACCUGCCGAAAACACUCUUCUUUUAAGCUUGCCCAAAGCUCCAACAGAAGGGAGACCAGUUCAUGUGUUGGACACGAUGUGGCAAGGCAUGGCUGUUUCACAAAUGUGUGCCUUUAUCAGGGUUUGGCUGCAGGCAGUUUUUAAACGACUCUAAUGACAGAAGAGGGCAAGGGACAGACAGAAAUACACAGUUAUUUAUCAGCAGGCUGUAAUGUCACUGUAAAUUUAGAUACACUGUAAAAGAGGGAAAUAUGGUUCUCUUCAGUGGAUUACAGAAGUGUCAGUGUGUUUGUUAUAUUACCUUAGAAGCAGGAAGGAGUGGUCUUUGCGAGCCAGUUACCCCAUUGGUGAGAUACACAGAGAUGGUACUAAUGACUACUGAGUGCAAUCAGGAGGUGUGAUGGAGACUCACUGGCAGCUGCAGUCCAGCAGGACCCCACCUGCUCCCGUUAGUUUGGCUGGAGGCUGGGCUCCUAAUGCCUCUGUUUAUGCAACAUGGUACUUAUAUUGAUGGAGAGUGGCUGGAGGGCUCAAGGCUGGACAUAUAUGUGGAUGAGAGUUAAUGAUCUGUUAUUGACUAUAUGAUUGUCAAAAUGCCCUCCAAGACCAUUUCUUUGCCUCAACAGGGAAAUGGUCUAUACUGUACGUCAUUUAACACUGACAUGGGACUAUUUAAAGAACAAAAGAAACACAUUAAAUAUAAGACUAUAUAUAUGACAAACAUAAAAAUGAAAAAUAGGAAUAUACAUUCCAAGGUAAUUUCUGUGAAAUUGUUUUGUAGAGAUAAAGGUUUUAAGAAUGUAUUGUACUUUUAUUUUGAUUUGUUGUUUUUUUGCAAAUAAAAUUUUAUGCUUACAUCCAGA
This is a messenger RNA of Cottoperca gobio, 6129 nucleotides long. It is a transcript of the gene b4galnt4a, whose product is annotated as beta-1,4-N-acetyl-galactosaminyl transferase 4a. The record is from RefSeq and is a predicted model, not a curated record. Lineage: Eukaryota; Metazoa; Chordata; Actinopteri; Perciformes; Bovichtidae. Gene Ontology annotation, cellular component: Golgi cisterna membrane. Gene Ontology annotation, molecular function: acetylgalactosaminyltransferase activity.